Messenger RNA from Nylanderia fulva, 1153 nucleotides. RefSeq lists its product as uncharacterized. Lineage: Eukaryota; Metazoa; Arthropoda; Insecta; Hymenoptera; Formicidae. Gene Ontology annotation, biological process: transcription by RNA polymerase I. The record is from RefSeq and is a predicted model, not a curated record.
UCGCAAGCGUGAAGUUAGCUAUAACCUGUAAAAAGUCGUUUCGCGCCAUUCGCAGCCAGACGUGCUCCCGGAAGGAAUAUUUAAUACAUAUUUAUGUAAUUUAUUUAUACAUAUUGUUUUAAGCUUAUUUUUUUAACAAACAUGACGGAUUCUAUUAGUGAAGACUCGGUAACGAAAUUAAACACGCAACUGAAUAAGUCGAUGGUACUAAUGGAAGAUGCUGUAGAUACUACGCCCAAAAAUAAUAAACGUAAAUCUAUUACGAUAAACACGAAAACGCAACCACCCAGCACGUCAAAGAGUCCUGUAGUUAAAUCACGUAAGAGUAUCUUGAAGAAAUCUGACAAAUCGUUGAAUAAGGAUUCAAUGAACAAUGAAGCUGAGAUAAACAGUAGCAUUAAAGAGUCAAGCAAUGUACCUGCUCCAAGAUUAUCGUCAUCUUCCUCGAAUUCAAGACCACGUACUCUUCAAGAAAUAGUUAAGAAAGAAAAUUUAGAAGAGGAAAAUAUAUCCUGUACGUAUAGUUUGGAAGAUAUAUCGGACAGUGAAGACAUUUGGAUCAUGGAUCUUCCUAGAUCAAUAGAUCCACAAGAACUUCGUGGUCAAACGAUAGCCUUAGAAGAUAAAUCAAAAUUUAAAAUUAAAGAUGAACGAUAUUGUAUAAUUACGCAAAAUAGGAACUACAAUGUUACAUGUGUCUUUAAUACCAAGAAGACUGCGCAUGUGUAUAAAACUGUAAAUAUCAAGCCAGCGGGUUCAUUAACUGUAAGGAGGAAAUUAUCUGGAGCACCGGGAGUAAAACCGGUGGCUGUAGAAAACUCUGGUGUGGAGUUUCCUUACGAUUUAAAAACAAGACAUCCAUUGUUUGGUGUAAUUCGCGAACGUAAGAGGAGAUCGAGGAAACAUAGUUUUCCUAAAACAAACUAGGUACAUAAUUGAUUGGAGCAAAUUUGAUAUAUAACUAGUAAAAGCAACAAGGUAUCUUUGAUACAAGAAUUCUUGUAAAAAGAAACCUGCAAGAAUCGUUUUUUCACUAUGACGACAGCAAUAUAUGUACAAAUAUGUAUUUUUACGAACAUAUAUUCAUACAAAUGCUAAUCAUACGAUAAAAACAUUCAAUGCAUUCGAAUAAAAAUGUAUAAAAUAUUCUAUA